AUGGCAUCGCUCAAGGUCCUGGCAGUCCAAAAGAACAAGAUUCAGCGUCUACCAUUCUGUAUCUCUGAAAUGACUGUGCUACUCGCCCUUAAGAUCGACGGCAACCCGUUGACUCCGAUGCUGAGUCGUAUUGUCGAGGCACAGUCCCUUGGUGCUGCUUCCAAAAGUGCUCGAGACAACGAAAACAAUGAUAUGGCUGUUACGGCUCAGAUAAAACAAGUCUUGAAACACGAGGCUAGGUCUACUGCAAGCCGGUCUGUAUCGCAGACAGCGCUGGGCUCAAAUCAACAGUUCGAACCGCGCCAACACUCUUCAAAGCGAAGCCGUGCUGGGCGGUUCCCUGUUAAAGUCGAUGGAGCCGAUCUUCCAACCUCACGUCCAUCACUGCUCUCGCCCAAGUCACACUCAAAAGCUCCGUCAAUGCAUAGCAAAGCGCUCUGGAGCCCCAGUACAUCUUACCAGAAACAAGAUGAGGGAGAGCAUUCAUCAAACAACCCUGACGGCCUUCAGACACCCGAUCCACAGAAUGUCCGUGCCUGCAAAGAUCCGUCAGUGACCCACGUGAAUAAGAGGUUCGGGUUGCAACAGAUCCCCCAAUUGCCCUCCACAGACCGACUGAGUCAGCAUCUUCGUGGACUCAGUCUCAACACUGCCAUAUACCCAAGAGUCCAGUCACAAGAGCCGAAAGACUAUUCAUCCCCAUCGACAGGUGAACUCCUCAACAUCGUUCCUAUUUCCCGGUCUAAUACACGCGAUCCCCUAUUGGAGAUGGCACGAACAGUAUUUUUCUCCAUCCAUCGAAUACACUGGCUCAUCGAAGUUCUAUCAGACCUCACAAGCGACGGAGGCUCUAAACGAUCAAGUCUUCAGAUGGUAGCAUAUAACGCAAGGCUCCACCUGGGCGAACUUGGAGAGCAGAUUCAGACUCACGUCGCCCAGGCUGGUGACAUCUCGAAGAUGAAACAAAGCAUGAGCCAGAUUAGACGCGCUUGCGGUGUUCUAACGAAGGCGUAUCUUCCCAUCUGUUCGCAAGUCUGUCGAAAUAUUGAAGUUCUUGUUGAACGGGCAGAGGGGCGCUUUGUUAGCGACUUGAUCUACAGCCUUUAUGCUAGUAUCAUGGGACUACGAGCCGAGUUUCUUUGUUUCCAGAAACAAGCUACUCUCCAGCUGAACACUGAGCCUGGCUCCGCAACAGGGCAACCACAAGAAAAUUCAAAUGGCAAAUCAAGUCUAUCUAUUCCAACAACUCAUACUAGACGCUCCUCAAACGAAGAUGCAGCACCUCAAGGGAAUCCAUGGACACCUCCACCGCCAGCACGUACAUUGACGUUAGAUGGGGAACCUGAGGUUCUUCAUCAGUUAUACUUAGCUCUCCGCCGACUAUGCAAGCUCAUUCCAGAGAAUCUACCAUCUACCGGCCGCAAGUUCCAAACCCAGAUACAGGAUGUAAAGAGACAACAGUCUGCACUGGAUGCCUGCUCAAGAGUCCUCAGGCUAUCAGAAGCUAUCAAGCAAAGCCUUGCACCCGUCCAUAUGAAGUUGAGCGCUCCACUCCGCAACCUCUAUUAUCAACUCGUUGAUGCCUGGGCUACCUUCGGUGGUAUUGUGAAAUCGCUCAACAGCCAACUGGGUCUUGAACCAGAUUCAAGAAAGAGACUUCAACAAAUACAGCAACUUGUCAAAGAAGUGAUGCAGUGCUUAAGAGUUCUGCCAAUAAACACAAACGCCAACACAGCGUUCAAUGAUAGUCUUCCGCUGACUCCACAGCAGGCAUCGCUGGGACCGGCAGUCCAAGCGACAAUCUCACUUUCGCCAUAA
Fusarium subglutinans is the source of this 1818-nucleotide messenger RNA. RefSeq names its product RAM signaling pathway SOG2. NCBI's taxonomy places the organism in Eukaryota, Fungi, Ascomycota, Sordariomycetes, Hypocreales, Nectriaceae. The record is from RefSeq and is a predicted model, not a curated record. The transcript has a single exon. The coding region runs from base 1 to 1818 and encodes 605 amino acids.